Messenger RNA from Soboliphyme baturini, 529 nucleotides. The record is from the annotation of a GenBank genome assembly. NCBI's taxonomy places the organism in Eukaryota, Metazoa, Nematoda, Enoplea, Dioctophymatida, Soboliphymatidae.
GGUAUUCUUUGACAUAUCAAUUGGAGGCCAAAAGGCAGGAAGAAUUGUUAUUGGACUUUUUGGCAACACCGUACCGAAAACCGUUAAAAAUUUCGCUGAACUGGCCACCCUACCAUCGGGGAAAGGCUAUAAGGGCAGCAAAUUUCAUCGUGUCAUUAAAGAUUUUAUGAUCCAAGGUGGCGAUUUCACCAAAGGCGAUGGAACUGGUGGAAAAAGUAUAUACGGCGAACGUUUCCCAGACGAGAACUUCAAACUACAACAUUAUGGCGCCGGUUGGGUCAGCAUGGCGAACGCCGGAAAGGAUACAAACGGUUCACAGUUUUUCAUUACCGUGAAAGCUACUCCUUGGUUGGAUGGCCGUCAUGUUGUUUUUGGAAAAGUUUUAGAAGGAAUGAACGUCGUCCGUAAGAUCGAAAGUACUAAAACCGACGAUGGAGACCGACCCGUUCAAGCCGUGGUCAUCGAUGAUUGUGGUGUUAUUAAAGUCGACAAACCAUUCAACACUGAUAAAGCUGAUGCGAAGGAAUAG